AUGAGGAUACGCAUCGGAUUCACAUUGCGUUAUUUCAUUUUUGCAGUUGUUGUCUUCUCAUUUGUGGAUAUCAUGAUGUUGGCGAACGGUCCCGGGCCAUGGGAAAAUAUCAAUUUGAAGAUGAAGCGGAAUUCAAAUGGAUGCUCUACUAUCCGUACGAGUAAUGCAAAAACUGGAGAUGCCUUGUAUAAUUCGAACUUUUCUUCUCUGGAAUGCGCAGAAGGUCAGUCCGUCUAUCUUCACACUGCCUUCCUGGACAAAAGAGCCCGAGGGAAACCAAUCGUCCGGAUACUUGCCGUACUUGAAAGUGACGACCUUCCCGAGCUUGAAUGUGCAUUUAGGUUGGAUAACGGGACUGUCCUUCAAGUCGAUGUGGAGUAUUACGAAAUGUGUGAAAACCAUCGACGCCAGUAUGGAUCUUUCAUGCUCUUAUGCCCCAUUCCUGUCCGUUUCUACACGCCUUGUUCCGUUACUGUUGAACAUGCUCGAAGCAAUGGCACGGGAGCCCACCGCGUAGUACUCCCUCUGAGAAUGCUCACUGGCACGGGAAGCCAAGAGAAAAAGCACAAAUUCGGCGUAUGUGUUCCACCUAUACACGGCAACGUACAAAAACAGAAGCUGGUGGAAUUCAUCGAGCUGACAUUACUCCUCGGUGCUGAGAAAAUCAUCUUCUAUGACUAUAAAGCGACGGAUGCUGUUCGAGAUGUUUUACGAUACUACGUGAAGAGAGACAAGGUUUCCCUAGAGCCUUGGCCGUUACCUAGUAGCGUCGACCCAGAGGCAAAAAGAUUUUUUCUUCCUGGUAUUUGGUACCACGGGCAAAGCCUUGCAAUAAACGAUUGCCUUUACAAGUACUCGAACGACUUUAAGUACUUGAGUUUUAAUGAUAUUGAUGAAUUCAUCAUACCGAAACAUCAGAACACAUGGGAAGAGUUGAUUAAGUCGCAAUACAAGGACGCACAUGCUGGGUAUUGCUUUAAUAGUGCGUACUUCGACACAACUCUUCGGAACAAUCAUGGCGGCAUUUUGAUAAGCCAGAGGUUCACUACUAGAGCGAAACCUGAUAGUCAAAAGAGGCGAAAAUGCAUCGUUCGACCAGAGCGGGUCGUCGAAAUGGGAAUCCAUCAUAUAACCGUGGCGUUCACUUCGGUCAGAAGCUGCGAGAAAAUUUCGAGGCCACCUUCCGGAGAUUGA
Messenger RNA from Lineus longissimus, 1194 nucleotides. Its product is annotated as beta-1,4-galactosyltransferase galt-1-like. The record is from RefSeq and is a predicted model, not a curated record. The coding region runs from base 1 to 1194 and encodes 397 amino acids. The transcript is spliced from 3 exons. Gene Ontology annotation, molecular function: glycosyltransferase activity. Lineage: Eukaryota; Metazoa; Nemertea; Pilidiophora; Heteronemertea; Lineidae. Gene Ontology annotation, cellular component: cytoplasm.